Messenger RNA from Parnassius mnemosyne (clouded apollo), 771 nucleotides. The record is from the annotation of a GenBank genome assembly. Lineage: Eukaryota; Metazoa; Arthropoda; Insecta; Lepidoptera; Papilionidae.
AUGUUUGUAUUACACAUUAUUGUUAUUAGAGGAGCCGUUGUAACUCAAGGGCAAAGCUCUCGGAGGCUAAGCGCUAGAAACAAGCUACGCAUUUUCAAGGGGCUUUCAGUUCUAACCAAUUAUUAUGAAGCGGUGAGACAGAACCACGUGUUAAGUAAUUACCGCAUUCUCCGUGAGACAACUGUUGGAAGCAGGAAGAAGAGCAGCGGCGCUAAGAAACCUCCAGUGCCAAUUCAUGGCAGUAAAUCUUAUAAGUUGGGAGAGAAUAGGCGUUACUCGCCGUUUCACUAUCCUGGACAGACAAAAGCCGAGUGGGUAACGGCGCGCCUUGAUGAUAUUCUGAACUGGGGGCGUAGCCGUUCACUGUGGCCCCUCACCUUCGGCCUGGCCUGCUGCGCGUUGGAGAUGAUGCAUUAUGCAGCGCCGAGAUACGACAUGGACCGCUUCGGCAUGGUGUUCCGCGGUACGCCGCGUCAGACGGACGUUAUCAUCGUGGCGGGCACCGUCACCAACAAGAUGGCACCCGUGUUUCGGAAGACUUACGACCUAAUGCCGGACCCCAAGUGGGUGGUCUCGAUGGGCAGCUGCGCCAACGGUGGCGGAUAUUACCACUACACGUACUCAACCGUCCGAGGAUGCGAUCGGAUUGUACCUGUUGACAUAUAUGUGCCGGGGUGUCCGCCCACAGCCGAGGCUCUACUGUAUGGCAUGCUGCAAUUACAGAAAAAGAUCAAACGGAUGCGUAUUUGCCAGGAUUGGUAUCGGCACUAG